AUGCAAGCUACCGCCCCUAGUUGUUCAAGGCCUGCAGGAACACUCGUUCGGCUCGCGAUCAGCCCACAACAUGCCCAAGCCCGAUUGGCGUCUGCGGAGCCAGCUGGUUGGCUUACGCGGGCUUUCAAGCGCAAGGAUAUGCAUCAUGCGGAGGCUACAUCACAGAACUUUAUCGCUAUCGUUUUGGGCAGGCAAUUAAACCCGUAUGCCGAAAGCAAGCCGUGGAUAUCUUUCAUGGUAUGGCACCGUUUCGACACGCGGAAGGAAGAUGAAGGUGAGGGGGCCAGGAGUGCAGAGCUAUUCCGGACAAAGGUUAUCUCAACAAGCUCAGACCGGAUGGGAGAAUCGGGUCACGGGUCACGUGUCGUGACGGGUCCUCCGCCGGAGGAACGGGCCAGUAUGGCCUCACCUGACCUGUUUGGAGGUCACAUGACCUGUGCUUCGUAUAUAAGCAUGAAUCUUGACAAGGGAGGCUUGGCAGCGAUUCGUCUCUCUUACAAUACACUCCUAUUUCUCCGAAACCUUGCUCUUAGUGCUAUCCGGAGCAAUGAGGAGCAGGGUCUAUUGACUACGAGAGGCUCUUAG
Molecule: messenger RNA, 585 nt
Organism: Lindgomyces ingoldianus
Lineage: Eukaryota; Fungi; Ascomycota; Dothideomycetes; Pleosporales; Lindgomycetaceae
Exons: 7
Coding region: 1-585 (194 amino acids)
Source: RefSeq, a predicted model, not a curated record